AGCAACACGUACAAAAAUGACGGUUUUCAGUAUUGUGUUGUUUAGCAUUUUUGCUAUCCAAGCCGCUUUUGCGGGUUUGUAUGGGUUUGGGCACGAGUUCCAACCAGGAUACGGAUAUGGAGCAAACCAUGGCAUUGAAUAUGGUGGCGAUGAAGACUUUUUUGCACCAGCUGGAUACCAGUUUGAAUACGGUGUUCAUGAUCCACAUUCGCAUGACAUCAAGUCCCAACAUGAGCAUCGCGACCAUGACAAUGUUAAGGGCAGCUACUUCAUCGAUGAACCUGAUGGUACCAAAAGAGUGGUUGAUUACAUUUCAGCACCCCAUGCAGGAUUCCAGGCAGUGGUGAAGAGAGUUGGACAUGCCCAACAUCCUGCGAUUUAUGGAAAACAUGCCCAUGGGCAUGGUUUGGGUGGAACCAGCUACGUUGGAGUCACCAACUGGGGCCACGGAUCGGGAAGAUGACUAUUCCGAAGAAGAAACUGGGAAAUAAAAAGUCGCCGAAUUGUUUCUACCUUUAUACAAAUACACCAUUCAUCCUGA
Molecule: messenger RNA, 541 nt
Organism: Dendroctonus ponderosae (mountain pine beetle)
Lineage: Eukaryota; Metazoa; Arthropoda; Insecta; Coleoptera; Curculionidae
Product: adult-specific cuticular protein ACP-20
Exons: 3
Coding region: 17-463 (148 amino acids)
Cellular component (GO): extracellular matrix
Source: RefSeq, a predicted model, not a curated record